Molecule: messenger RNA, 903 nt
Organism: Fibroporia radiculosa
Lineage: Eukaryota; Fungi; Basidiomycota; Agaricomycetes; Polyporales; Fibroporiaceae
Exons: 5
Coding region: 1-903 (300 amino acids)
Biological process (GO): chorismate metabolic process; aromatic amino acid biosynthetic process
Cellular component (GO): cytoplasm
Molecular function (GO): chorismate mutase activity
Source: RefSeq, a predicted model, not a curated record
AUGACGACUACUCAGCAGAACUUCACACUCACCGGAGACCCACUCUCGCUGGACAGAAUUCGGUCGAUUCUGAUACGUCUCGAGGACACCAUCAUCUUUUCGCUCAUAGAGCGCGCCCAGUUCGCGCACAACCCCAAGGUCUAUCGUCGCGGGGAGUUCCAGGAGUUGCAGGCGGCAGGCUUCACCGGCAGCUGGCUCGAAUGGUUCCUGAAAGAAAUCGAGUCAUUCCAUGCCAAGGCGCGACGAUACACUAGCCCGGAUGAAUAUCCUUUCACAAACCCAGCCGAACUCCCGGAUCCCAUCCUCACAGGUAUCGAGUUUCCUCAGAUACUGUACCCCAACAAAAUCAAUGUCAACCCCUCCAUCCUGAGUUUCUACACACGCUCCAUCGUCCCGCGCAUCACCCAACAGGCAACUUUGACCUUGUCUGCCGCAAAACGUGCCAACGGCAUCAUAGGUGAUGAUGAGUACGAAGAUGAUGGGAACUACGGCAGCGCCUCGGUGAUCGACGUCGAAGUGCUCCAAGCAAUCAGCAAGCGAGUGCACUACGGCAAGUUUGUGUCCGAGUCCAAGUUCAGAGACCAUCCAGCCGCAUUCAUUCCCCACAUCCUCAACCCCAACCGUGCAGCACUCGAUGCGCUAAUCACGAAGCCCGAGGUUGAACUGAAGCUGCUCCAGCGACUGCGCAAAAAGGCUGAGCUGUAUGCGCUCAACUUUGCUCCGGACGGGCAGCCCAUCAACGAUGUGUCAAUGCGAAAGAUCGACGUUGACGGUGUGGUGGAGUUGUACGAGCACUACAUCAUCCCGCUCACCAAAGAAGUAGAGGUGGAUUAUUUGCUAGCUCGCCUGGAAGGCAUGUCGCAAGAGCAAAUAGAUAGCUUGAUGACGAGCAAAAAGUCUUGA